AUGAGCAAUGAAAAGCCAAGGUACAUGGCCACCAUGGAAGUUGCUCAUGCAACAGAAGAAGAGUCGGAAGACUCAUCUGAAGACAAACCAGAGAACAGCUCUGGUGACUCUGAAGCAUCAAGCUUUGAAGUUGAGGACCCAUAUGAAGGACCUCAAUACUCACCCAACUCUGAAGCUCCAUUCCGCUUGGUCCCACCAUUCAUGGGCCCACCCUCGCUGUAA
Molecule: messenger RNA, 222 nt
Organism: Cantharellus anzutake
Lineage: Eukaryota; Fungi; Basidiomycota; Agaricomycetes; Cantharellales; Hydnaceae
Exons: 2
Coding region: 1-222 (73 amino acids)
Source: RefSeq, a predicted model, not a curated record